Molecule: messenger RNA, 1407 nt
Organism: Cydia strobilella
Lineage: Eukaryota; Metazoa; Arthropoda; Insecta; Lepidoptera; Tortricidae
Exons: 5
Coding region: 44-1126 (360 amino acids)
Cellular component (GO): lysosome
Molecular function (GO): cysteine-type endopeptidase activity
Source: RefSeq, a predicted model, not a curated record
CAAUCGUUAUCGCGCAUCGCACCACCAACCACCAGGUAACAUCAUGUUUUGUCUGAAUUUCUUGUUAGUAAUUGGCACAGCCACCGCUUUAAAACUCCUAGAUAGAGGACAAUUUGACUUGGAGCACUUUGACAUACGCAAUCUCUACAACGAGUACGUUCAGGUAUAUGGGAAAGUGAGAAAUCCCGAAGAGUACCCGAAGCGGCUAGAUAUUUUUAAGAAAAGCUUAGAAGACAUAAGAGAACGCAACGCUAAAUAUCCACAAGUCAAGUAUGGGCUUGACCGUUUCUCGGAUUUGACGGCCGAGGAGAAACAACGUUACUUUGGCUCGUUACCCUUUGACGAGACACUGGAAGGUCUGAUGACCACACUGGAGUAUCCUCCAGAAGCCAUCACGGCUCCUGACGAGUGGGACUGGAGGUUGCACAACGCAGUCACUGAUGUAAAGGAUCAAUUAGACUGUGGUAGCUGCUGGGUUUUUAGUGCGAUUGGGAAUAUUGAAGGGCAAUACGCAAUUAAAUAUAAGGAUUUGCUAUCUUUUUCGGAGCAACAGAGUGUGGAUUGCGUCAAGCCGCUCAUUUGGAAUACUAACUGCGACGGAGGGUGGCCGCACCGCAGCAUGACGCACUACCAGGUUACCGACAUUUUGGAUGAAUCAGCCUACAUAGUAAGGUUGGAGGGUGAUUAUCCAUAUAUUGGCUAUGAGCAUAAUGUAUAUUGCAAAGAAAGGGAGAGAAGAAUGCAAUAUACAGGAAUAGUCGUAACUUCGGUCAAAGUCAUUCAAACUGAUGAAGAGUCAUUAAAACAACUAUUGUACGAAACUGGGCCUUUGUCAACCCUUAUGGAUAUGUAUGACCUGGAGGGCUACCAGAAAGGCAUUAUUCAUCCGCACAAUUGCAAACACAAUAUGAAUCACGCCGUGCUGCUAGUUGGAUACGGGAUAGAAAACGGUACCAAGUAUUGGCUUGUCAAAAACUCCUUUGGCCCUAAUUGGGGAGAAUAUGGCUACUUCCGCAAUCUACGAGGAGUAGCAGCGUGUGGUAUAGGCGUACAUUACACUGCUACGGCCACUGUAGUUCAAGAUAAAAGACCGCACAUCACACCGCACUGCACGCAUACGGUGUGACGUCUGCUAUAGGAAUUCAAACAUUACAACGCGCAGCUACAGUUUUUGUUAGGCAAAUAUGACUAAGCUUCUUUAUUCAUUCAUUCAUAAAUGUAGCACGCACUCAUUAAUAUUCUCAAGAUAAGGAAGGGCGGUACCCCCUGGCACAGGCCUCUUAAAGCUUAACAGGAGGUUCCAACCACUACCUUUAAGAUGAUGAGAUUGUUAAAGAAAAUAAACAUUUUUGAUUUUUGAUUUUUUUUAAUUCAUACAACACUGAUUAAAAAUGUUCAAUAAAUUUA